Messenger RNA from Eremothecium cymbalariae DBVPG#7215, 741 nucleotides. It is a transcript of the gene SCL1, whose product is annotated as proteasome core particle subunit alpha 1. Gene Ontology annotation, cellular component: proteasome core complex, alpha-subunit complex; cytosol; proteasome core complex. NCBI's taxonomy places the organism in Eukaryota, Fungi, Ascomycota, Saccharomycetes, Saccharomycetales, Saccharomycetaceae. The coding region runs from base 1 to 741 and encodes 246 amino acids. The transcript has a single exon. Gene Ontology annotation, biological process: ubiquitin-dependent protein catabolic process. The record is from RefSeq and is a predicted model, not a curated record.
AUGAGUGCAGCUGGAUACGAUAGACAUAUUACGAUUUUUUCGCCCGAGGGACGUUUGUACCAGGUGGAGUAUGCGUUUAAGGCUACAAACCAAACGAAUAUUAAUUCUGUAGCUAUUAAGGGCAAGAAUUGUGUUGUUUUGGUGAACCAGAAGAAGGUUCCAGAUAAGCUACUUGAUCCGGCGACUGUUUCUUACAUGUUCCCUAUUUCUAAGCAUAUUGGGAUGUGUGCAACAGGUCCAAUUGGGGAUGCUAGAAACGUUGCGGUGAGGUGCAAAUCCAUGGCUGCUGAGUUCCGGUAUGAGUAUGGGUACGAUAUUCCAGUGCAUGUGCUUGCCAAGAGGCUUGCGAACUUGGCACAGACGUAUACACAGAGAGCUUAUAUGAGGCCAUUGGGUGUGGUUUUGACGUUUAUUUCUGUAGACGAGGAGAAGGGGCCCUCGAUCUUCAAGUGCGAUCCAGCGGGAUAUUAUACAGGGUAUAAAGCGACGGCGACGGGGCCCAAACAGCAAGAGCUAAUUACCGCGUUGGAGAAGCAUUUCAAGAAGUUGAAUGUUGAUUGUCUGCAAGAAGAGACGUCGGAGAAGGUGGUUGAGUUUGCGAUCACUCAGAUGAGUGCAUCAUUGGGCACUGAUUUUUCGAGCAAAGAUUUGGAAGUUGGUAUCGCAGAGGCGGAUAAGUUCUAUGUUUUAGGCCAAGAGGAAAUCGAACAAAGGUUGGUGGCGAUUGCAGAGCAGGAUUAA